This is a messenger RNA of Saccostrea echinata, 1757 nucleotides long. RefSeq lists its product as uncharacterized. The transcript is spliced from 2 exons. The record is from RefSeq and is a predicted model, not a curated record. Gene Ontology annotation, molecular function: proton channel activity. Gene Ontology annotation, biological process: proton transmembrane transport. Gene Ontology annotation, cellular component: membrane. The coding region runs from base 96 to 1712 and encodes 538 amino acids. NCBI's taxonomy places the organism in Eukaryota, Metazoa, Mollusca, Bivalvia, Ostreida, Ostreidae.
ACAGAAUAGGAUUACCUCCAGAAUUCUACGUGGCCAUAAAACCCUGACUCUUAGUGAAGACCAGAAAAUUUUUAAGAAGAAUUAAGGCACCAAAAAUGCAUCCUUAUAUAGCCACUGUACUUGAUGUCCUAAACACUGUUUUCAUAACACCAUUGACGGCGGGAAAUGUUGUCCAAUCCGAAGACAGUUACGAUGGCGACACAAGAAAAACUGACGGAAGCUUGUCCUCUAUGGUGACCAUUGCCUGCUUGACUGCAAUAACGUUUGUAGUCAUAGGAAUAUAUGCCAAGAGUGACGACCCAGGAAAGUCAACGGUUGCCAUAACAACGAUGACAUUCGUCUUGACUGCAAUGGCGCUGUUUGCCAUAGUUCUCAUUGCAGUCCUCGCCUUUCGGAAAAGACACGAAUGGUUCAGCCCAUCACGAGUUAAAGAGGAUGCUUCCAAAAAAUUUAAAGGAAAAUUCCUUUGGCUGUUCAGUCUUGGUAUAAUAAUGAAAAAUGCGCUUGAAUUGGCUAUCAACAUUGAUUGUGUCGAUAAAGAAAUAGACAAAAAAUAUGUGCUGGCUUUUAUGGUGGUUCAUAUUGUCUCCAUAUUAUAUUUCUGCAUUCAAACAGGUUUCAUUAGUUACUUUAAAGACUACAAUUUCAAAAGUUCAGUUAGAAUAAAUUAUGGUAUAUUAAUUGUUUUGCUAACAAAUUUGACUCUCUGGUUCACGAGCGUCGUUGGAGAAAACGAGGACUUUCGUUUUUCAAAGAACAAAACCACGGGAAUCGAUGAAGAAAUGGAGUGUUUUCAUAACUCUAGUAUCCAUAAAUUACGCGAAAAAACUCUACCAUUUCUUAACCCUUGCGGAAUAGAGUACGCCUUGCUGGCCACAAGUUUUAUGUUGUCAUUGUGGCCAUCCGUCAAAAAGGAAAUCCAUGAUUCCCAAGAAUUGGAGGAUUCGGUCAACAUGGAUAACAUUGAGGAAAGUUGUGAUGAGUAUACGCCUCUGUUCCGAAGAAGACGACGGCGAGUUCCGCCGACCGAGGCUCGUCUUGAGGAGCCAAAACGCCGCAACCCGGUUGCGUUCUUCCUCGCCAUUUUGUUUGGCCUCAUUCUAAAUCUCCCUGUGAUUAUCGCUUCGGUGCUGGUACUCUUUAAAGUGGACAUGUAUGAGCCCGGCAGACAUGCUAGAGUUCGAUGGUCCAUUAUGGCUGCGUACAAAUUGUCCAUGUUGAUUAUGGUGUUCAUCCUUUUUUAUCACAUUACUAAAUAUGGUCAAUCAAACAACGUGAAGAGAAAACUCUCCUCGACUGAAUACAUUCUGGUUUUUGCAAACGCAGGAACGAUUGCAGUUUGCACUUUCGAUUUCAUCGUGAGCUUAAACAAACACAGAUUUAUUCUGAUGACAGAAAACAUCAUUGAUAUUAUUUUGACUUUUCUUCAAACGACCUUAAUCAUGCAUUCUACGCGUGUGACCAUAAGAAAAACUCUGGACAGUUUUCUAGCAGCUGAGUAUGUUUGUCUGCUAUUGUCCAUCUGUAAUAUCGUGCUGUGGGUAGGUGAUAGCUUUAGUAAUGUGGAGAAUAGUGUUUAUACCCUGGCCGACGACAAAAACAUCAAAACAAAUAAAGUGAUGAAGUAUGUUAUAUUCCCCAUCCUCGUAUUCUAUCGUUUCCACGCGUCCAUCGAUUUGUUUGGACUUUUUUCCAGGAUGAGAAAGGAUUAAGGGUUUCUUGACUAUGAUAGCAGAGAGAGAGAGAGAGAAGGGAUG